UAUUAUAUCCUGGCUCGACUGGUCUCUCCACCUGCCAUUUCUCCUCCCCACUGUGGGUAAUAUUUGUCCUUCUGGACACACCCAGGUUUGGGUUUCCCAGCGAUACCUUCAGCUCCCUUGCUCCACCCACCCAGCAGCAGCUGAACAAACUCCUUGGCUUGGCACCCAAAGUGCUUUUAGUUAUGACCCAAGUCAGGGUUUCUCAAACAUAUAUGCUCAGUGGAACUGCCUGCAAGGCCACUUCCUGGACUUCACUCCCAAAGAGUUUUCUUCAUUAGGCCCCGGAGUGGAGACCCCACAAGUCACCUUUCUGGCAAACUUCUAGGUGGGGAGAUCAGGUGAGGUAACCCUGCAACAUCCCUCAGUCAGAGCCCUCACGGGUGCUCUUGUCCCAGGAAAGACAGUACCAACACCCUGUGUAGUUAACAUUCCUGGUCCUGCCAGGAGCUCCCUGCUGCCAAGUCUGACCCCAUGUUAGAACAGGAAGCCUCCCAACUUAGGCUAAAGUUGAGAAGUUACGCUGUUUUGAAAGGGGAACUUUAUACUAGAAUCUGGGCCAGGCCAUACAGGCCCAUGCUCAAACACAAGGCCCUGCUGUGGUCUCCCUCUUGACACCCAGGUGAACAAAGGGAGGCUCAGGGAGAAUGGUUUGUGGAAGGACAGAACACAUCAGAGCAGAAGCUGAGUUCCCUCUAGCCCAUGCUGCUUCCUCUGAGUCCAAGGGAACCCUCCUCUCCCUGACCUUUACUCACUCCACUUUCUUGUGACCCCAGCUGGUCCCUGACAUCUGCAGCUAAUGUUGAAAUGGUCUCAAGGGACUGUGCAACUUAGGGGUAAAGGGAAGUGAGGGGAAAGAGACCAGGGAAUGAAGGCAGGAGGAGCCAGGAACCUGGGGGCGGGGCCUCUCAAGGAACCUGCACACGUGUACCACCACCAGCAGCAGCACCACCUUCUCUUCCUGCUAUUGGCUGAAGGCCCAGGUGAGCCCCCAGGAAACUAAAGCCCUUGCUGAAAUGAGCCGGCCCCAGGCUUGCCUUUGAAAUGGCUAAAUGCUUCUGACACAGAUGGGCUAGUUAACAGGUCCGGGAGUGAGUGCCAGCUACCGGUCCCUGAACGCAGGAGUUUCUGCUAGCAAACCCAGUCCAGCAAAGCUGCUGCUGUGAACGACCAGAGCGGGGUUAGUGAGGGUCCUAGAGGUGGCCAGUGCCCUUCCCAGGUCAGCUCCUAGAAGCAUUAGGACUCCAUAGGGAGCAAGUAAGACUAACAGUUUGGACAGCUGUUGCAGAAGCUGAAGACCCUGGCUGGGAAACGUGAGUCAAUUCAGUGGGGAAUCGCGCGGCUGGAAUCAGGAUCAGGCCCAGUUGGAGUUGCUCUUCCCCAUGUCAACUGACGAACACCUGGACCCGAUCCCUGACAGCUUCAUCCUGCAGCCGCCAGUCUUCCACCCUGUGAUUCCUUAUGUCACAACAAUUUUCGGUGGCCUGUAUGCAGGCAAGAUGAUCAUGCUGCAGGGUGUGGUCCCUCGCCAUGCACGGAGGUUUCAGGUGGACUUCCAGUGUGGGUGCUGCCUGCAUCCUCGGCCAGAUGUUGCCUUCCACUUCAGCCCUCGCUUCUACACUGUCAAGCCCCAUGUCAUCUGCAACACCCUCCAAGGUGGACUCUGGCAGAAAGAGGUCCGGUGGCCAGGAAUCGCCCUGCAGAAAGGGGCUAGCUUCCUCAUCCUCUUUCUCUUUGACAAUGAAGAGGUGAAGGUGAGUGUGAACGGACAGCACUUUCUUCACUACCGCUAUCGGCUCCCACUGUCACGGGUGGAUACUCUUGAUAUAUCUGGCGACAUCUUGGUAAAGGCUGUUGGAUUCCUGAACAUCAGUCCAUUCGUGGAGGGUAGCAGAGAGUAUCCAGUUGGAUAUGAGGUGCCCUGCUCUCGAGCUCUUCCUCGGGGUCUCUGGCCUGGGCAAGUCAUUGUAGUUCGAGGACUGGUCUUGAAAGAGCCAAAAGAUUUCACCCUGAGCCUGAGGGAUGGGGCCACCCAUGUUCCUGUGACACUCAGGGCUUCCUUCACAGACAGAACACUGGCCUGGGUCUCCUCCUGGGGACGAAAGAAGCUGAUCUCAGCCCCCUUCCUCUUUUAUCCCCAGCGAUUCUUCGAGGUUCUGCUUUUGUGCCAAGAGGGAGGGCUGAAGCUGGCACUCAAUGGGCAUGGGCUGGGGGCCACCAGCCUGGAUCAGAAAGCCCUGGAGCAGCUGCGGGACCUCAGGAUCAGUGGAAGUGUCCAUCUCUACUGUGUCCACUGCUAAGGGCUCUGAGCACCUCAGCCAGAGAAGGGGAAAGACAGCUGCGACCAGGGCUCCACAGUUACAGCCCCACCCUGCCUUUCUCACUGGAGAACUUGCCCUGGCAUCACUGUUUCAGGCCUAGUUCACAUCUGGGUCACGGGCCUGAAUCUAAAAGGACACACACACACACACACACACACACACACACACACACACACACUUAUUGCAUUUUAAUCUACCAAUUCUGAAAAUAAGGGCCCAGGUCAAUGUGUCUCUGCACCCGUCUUCCACAUUCAAAUUCUGUCUUGGUCUUCAUUCCAACACUCUGUGGUGACAUGGAGCUGAAACUCUAUCUGGGCCCAGCCACUGAGAAGGCAAAUAGAAUGUGAAUAAGAUGUGCCCCAAAUCUGUGAUCAACACACACCAUCACACCCACCUUUUCGUCUGCACUCAUGUUAUCUACAGUCACUCAACUAGAUUGUGGAGCCUUUGCCCAAAGUGAACAAAUAUCACAGCUGCUUUCAUGGUUUUGGUCAAAGGGAACCAGCCACAUCCCAGAAAAACACACUGAUAAUGAGGCCACAUUCUGGUCACCUAACAAUAAUCUUGCAUAAGAUUAUGAUAUAGUCUGGGCGGGCCAGAGAUUAUCCAAUCUAUGUUUCUGUAACAUGCCCUGUAAUGUUCACACAAUGGCAAUGGUUGAAUAAUGCAUUUCUCAGAAUUUGUCCUUGACAGGAAGUGAUACGUGACUAUAUCUAGGUAGACCAGUAAGAAGGACGCUGUAGAGUGUUCGAUUUGGACUAUUCCUGGAAACAAAACCUGGGCUCACCUUCGAAUGGACUUAAGACUCUGGCUCUUGGGAAUGCUUCUGCAAUCCCAUCCACAUGCCCAGAGCUGUGCCAGGUCACUGGUAGAAGGAUUUGCUAUGUUAGAAUGUUAUGUUCUAUGCAAAGAGCCAUUUUUCUUCCCCUGUCCAUUUACUAAGAUUAAUCAUGUGCCUUUCAUGAAGGGAAAAAAAAAACCUCAAAUAUCCAAGAGGAAAGCUUUUACUGCAAAUAUAUGUCUCUAUUGUAAUCUAGGGAAGCUAGAAUUCAGAAAAAAAAGAUGGCUGAGAGGCAUCCCCUAGAUAGCAAGGCCCAGAGUUCUGGGGAGGAUCUGUGUCAAAGAGGAGGUGGCAGGUCGGUGUGCUGAGGUGGAGAGUGUGAAGCUUGCACACCUCGGCACUCACUGACAUAGUCACAUCUGCUCAUUUAACCUUCUAAUGAAAUCAACUGUUCUGAGAGAAUGCUAAUAUACUGCCUUAAAGUUUGGGGAGUAAAAUGUAUUUGCUGUUGAUGAAUCUUAAUAAAAAUGCAUUAUGUAUUAUUUUGCAUUAUGUUCAUAAAUUAA
Molecule: messenger RNA, 3665 nt
Organism: Rattus norvegicus (Norway rat)
Lineage: Eukaryota; Metazoa; Chordata; Mammalia; Rodentia; Muridae
Source: RefSeq, a predicted model, not a curated record